This is a messenger RNA of Gopherus flavomarginatus (Mexican gopher tortoise), 2388 nucleotides long. It is a transcript of the gene POU3F3, whose product is annotated as POU class 3 homeobox 3. Gene Ontology annotation, biological process: brain development; regulation of transcription by RNA polymerase II. Gene Ontology annotation, cellular component: nucleus. Gene Ontology annotation, molecular function: DNA-binding transcription factor activity, RNA polymerase II-specific; RNA polymerase II cis-regulatory region sequence-specific DNA binding. Lineage: Eukaryota; Metazoa; Chordata; Testudines; Testudinidae. The transcript has a single exon. The record is from RefSeq and is a predicted model, not a curated record. The coding region runs from base 991 to 2292 and encodes 433 amino acids.
GUGAGGGAGGGACGGGGAGAGCGAGCUGUCAGGGAGAGCGAGCCGGUGGGGACGAGCCGCGCUGCUCUCCUCCCAGCACCACCCGGGCACGCUCUGCAAGCCUGGCAGCAGCCCACUUCCCCCACCGGAGUUAGUGUACCAAGGAGCCCCUAGAUGCACACACACAUACGCACACCUCUCUGCCCAGGCGCUCCUCCUCCCGCAGCCCGCUGCUGGAAUUAACCACCAACCUUGCCAGGGAAGGAGAACCGGCUUUCAACCUCCCUCCUUUUUCGUUUUUGCCUUUUUUCCCCCCUUUCGAAACUGCCUAAAAGGGGGGCAGGGGGGAGGGAAGAUGUCUCACCCAGCCCGUGCCUCCAGCGAGAAGGCUCCAAAGGGACUUGCGUGGCAAAGGGGACAAAGUGCUCCUGCGAGAGCCCAACUUUGAGACAUGCAGCAGCAGCAGCAUCCCCAGCGCCGCCGCCACCAUCCUCAGCCCAGGAAGUUUUCCUAGGACACCGACCAAACUUGGCAAGAGAAGAGGAGGAGGAGGCGAGAGCCCGGAGCCGAGCAGGGAGAGAGCGAACAGAGGGAGCGCGAGAGAAAAGCCACCCGCGCGCACAAAGCCUUCGAGGAGGAAGGGGAAGAAAAAGUUUCGCUCCGGCAGGGGCAGGCUGCGAGGGCGAGAUGUGCUCCUGAGGGCGUGACGGGGAGAAGGAGAAGGGGGCUCGUCGCUGUGUCCCCCCCUCCCCUGUUUUUGAGCUUUGAUUGGUUUUUUUUUUUGUUAUUAUUAUUUUGUCUUCCUGCAAAAAGAAGCGGCCCGGGCGCUAACAGGUGAACGGAGCUCACGGGAGAUCGGGGCCAAAAGGCAAAGCGGCUGGUGGGGAGGCGAGCCCCGGUUCCGGCGGAGCAGCGCGAGUUCCCGGGAGAGGCUGUUGACAAAGGGAGCCGAAGAGCCCCCGGUUGUGCGGAUUGGUGGCACGCCAGCAGGCAGGGGGGUGGGGGAGCGGAAUGGCCACCGCGGCUUCUAACCCUUACCUCCCCAGCAACAGCAUCCUGGCCGCCGGCUCCAUCGUGCACUCGGACUCGGGAGGAGGGGGCAUGCAGCCGGGCAGCGUCGCCGUCACCUCGGUCUCCGGCGGCUACCGGGGCGACCCCUCCGUCAAAAUGGUCCAAAGUGACUUCAUGCAGGGAGCAAUGGCUGCUAGCAACGGCGGCCAUAUGCUGAGCCAUGCCCACCAGUGGGUGACAGCCCUGCCUCAUGCAGCCGCCGCUGCCGCCGCCGCCGCCGCAGCCGCCGUGGAAGCCGGCUCGCCCUGGUCCACCAGCCCGGUGGGGAUGAGCGGCAGCCCCCAGCAGCAGCAGCAGCAGCAGCAGCCCGAUGUGAAAGGCAGCUCCGGCCGAGACGACCUGCACGGCGGCACGGCGCUACACCACAGGCCACCCCACCUGGGUCCCCCACACCAGGGCCACCCGGGCGCUUGGGGAGCCACCACCGCUGCCCACCUCCCGUCCAUGGCCGGGGGACAGCAGCAGCAAUCGCUCAUCUAUUCCCAGCCGGGGGGGUUCACUGUUAACGGGAUGCUGAGCCCUCCCCCUGGCAGCCAGAGCUUAGUGCACCCGGGAUUGGUGAGAGGAGACACGCCAGAGCUGGGGGAUCACCCCAGCCACCACCAUCACCACCACCACCAGCAUCAGCACCACCAGCAGCACCACGGCGGGGUCAACAGCCAUGACCCCCACUCGGAUGAGGACACGCCGACCUCGGAUGACCUGGAGCAGUUCGCCAAGCAGUUCAAGCAGCGGCGGAUAAAGCUGGGCUUCACGCAGGCAGAUGUGGGCUUGGCCCUGGGCACCCUGUACGGGAACGUCUUCUCCCAGACCACCAUCUGCAGGUUUGAGGCUCUGCAGCUCAGCUUCAAGAACAUGUGCAAGCUCAAGCCUUUGUUGAACAAGUGGCUGGAGGAAGCCGACUCCUCCACGGGCAGCCCCACUAGCAUCGACAAGAUCGCAGCCCAGGGCAGGAAGAGGAAGAAGCGGACCUCCAUCGAGGUGAGUGUCAAGGGGGCCUUGGAGAGUCACUUUCUGAAAUGCCCCAAACCCUCCGCCCAGGAGAUUACGAACCUAGCGGACAGUCUGCAGCUGGAAAAGGAGGUGGUCAGGGUUUGGUUUUGCAAUCGGAGGCAGAAAGAGAAAAGGAUGACCCCCCCGGGGAUCCAGCAGCAGACCCCCGACGAUGUCUACUCCCAGGUCGGCAACGUGAACUCCGACACGCCGCCCCCACACCAUGGACUGCAAACAAGUGUGCAGUGAGAGUCACAACAGUAAGGGAAAGGAAGAGAGGCGAGAAAGGGAAAGGGGGAGGGGGACCGACAACAACACCACAUACACAAAAAUCCAGACUUGUUU